Molecule: messenger RNA, 1884 nt
Organism: Engraulis encrasicolus (European anchovy)
Lineage: Eukaryota; Metazoa; Chordata; Actinopteri; Clupeiformes; Engraulidae
Product: rho GTPase-activating protein 8-like
Exons: 13
Coding region: 188-1468 (426 amino acids)
Biological process (GO): negative regulation of endocytic recycling; small GTPase-mediated signal transduction
Cellular component (GO): cytoplasm
Molecular function (GO): GTPase activator activity
Source: RefSeq, a predicted model, not a curated record
CCAUCACUGGUGGUCAGACGUGUCCAGAUUUCCCCGAAAUCCUGCCAAUUCCUCGAGCGCGGAGAACUGGAUGAGCAUGCGCAGUUAGAAAGUUGAUCAGGAAGUUUUUAAUAAGUUUGUGGAGUCGUAACCUGGCGCGCAAGGCAAAGUUUAUGGUCCACUUUCAGUCUUCGGCUCUCUUUUGAAGAUGUCCAUGAUGAUUUCUGAUAAUGAGUUGGACGAACUGGCAGAAAUCGAGUUGCAGAAGGACGAAGAGGAGGAAGAGCAAAGGGAGGCGUCGUCUCCGCCCUCCACACUCAGCGAUGCUGUGACGGACACCUCCCACCCAUACUAUGAUGUAGCACGCCAUGGCAUUCUUCAAGUCACAGGUGAUGACAACUACGGUCGGAAGCUCAUCAUAUUCAGCAGCUGCUGCAUGCCCCCCUCACACCAGCUCAACCACCACAGACUACUGGAGUACCUGAAGUUCACACUGGAUCAGUAUGUGGAGAGCGACUACUCGGUGGUGUACUUCCACUACGGCCUGCGCAGCACCAACAAACCCUCCAUGCGCUGGCUACGGGACGCAUACAAGGAGUUUGACAGAAAGUACAAGAAGAACCUGAAGGCUCUGUACGUUGUCCACCCCACAAACUUCAUCAAAAUAAUGUGGAACAUCUUCAAACCCCUGAUAAGUCAUAAGUUUGGGAAGAAGCUGACGUAUGUGAACUACCUGGCAGAGCUGAGGGAUCACCUGGACUACGAUCAGCUCAUCAUACCCCCAGACGUCAAGAGACAUGACGAGAAGCUGCGUGCCAGUCAGAAAGGUGGACCCCCGCCCUCAGUCAAAGUCCCACCCCCACGACCCCCCCUCCCCACUCAGCAGUUUGGGGUCAGCCUGCAGUAUGUCCGAGACAAAAACAACGGAGUUCGUAUACCGCCCGUGAUGACUCAAACUGUGUUCUUCAUCAAGGAAAAGGGCUUGCAGACAGAGGGCAUCUUCAGGAGGUCUGUACGAGUUCAACUCAUCAAGGACAUCAAGAAACUCUAUAACCUGGGUAAGCCAGUGGACUACCAGCAGUAUGGUGAUGUCCAUGUCCCCGCCGUCAUCCUCAAGACCUUCCUCAGGGAGCUGCCUGAACCCCUCUUCACCUUCGCCCUCUACGACCGCAUACUCGACAUCACCAGAGUUGAAAGCAGCCUUCGGGUGUCGACCUGCAAGCGCAUAGUGGAGUCCCUGGCUGAACACAACUACAUUGUGCUCAAGUACUUGGUCUGCUUCCUCAACAUGGUUUCCCAGCACAGUAUCGAGAACAAGAUGAGUCCCUCCAACCUGGCGUGCGUGUUCGGGGUGAACCUGGCACGCCCCCCUCAGGGCACCGUGUCCCUGCGUGCCCUCACCCCCCUCAACAUCUUCACCGAGCUGCUGGUGGAGCACUACGCCACCAUCUUCGGCUGCCGCUGCCCAGACGCACAGGUGCUGCCCUGAUGACCACCACCGGAAGGAAACCAGAAAUGUCCACAACACUGUUCUAUACUCCCAAAAAUAUUUUUAAAAUAAUAUUAAUAUAAUGUUAAUGGCACAGCAUUUCAGAUGCUCAGUCCUUUGGGAGUGAGUGUCCGAAACAUCGUGCCAUUAAAUAUUUUGAAGAACUGCACAUCCAAAAUGUUGUGGCAUUAAGUAUUUGGGAGCAUAGAAUAGUUUCGCGGACAUUCCUCAUUUCCUUUAAGUCAUUGGUGUGCCUGCAUUCUCUGCUUCAUCACUUGAAGGCUAACUGGUUCAGACGUUUGGUUCGUACCACACCUGCUUCAAACGUCCUUUGAAAAUUACGCUACAAUCUUCAGUUGUCGUCCAGAUGCACAGGUGCUCCCCUGACGAGUAUCUCCUGAACAUCAACCUGACCA